This is a messenger RNA of Phalaenopsis equestris, 395 nucleotides long. RefSeq names its product cysteine-rich PDZ-binding protein. Lineage: Eukaryota; Viridiplantae; Streptophyta; Magnoliopsida; Asparagales; Orchidaceae. Gene Ontology annotation, biological process: cytoplasmic microtubule organization. Gene Ontology annotation, molecular function: microtubule binding. The record is from RefSeq and is a predicted model, not a curated record.
CCCUUGAAUUCCGGAUCCGUAUGUAAUCUGUUUUCAAUUGCUUGAGGGGCAUUAACACUAAUACCAUUUGUUAGAUUCUGUUGGCGACUAGCAUCUCCUCCUUCACAGCCAUACCCUUGCUUUUGAUAAUUUUGACCUCUCUAGUUUCGAAGCAGAAGCAGCUGAGCGAUGGUUUGCGAGAAAUGCGAGAAGAAGCUCUCAAAAGUGAUCGUACCGGAUAAGUGGAAAGAGGGGGCGAGUAAUACAACCGAAGGCGGCGGAAGGAAGAUCAACGAGAACAAGCUCCUGUCCAAAAAGCACAGAUGGACACCUUAUGGAAAUGCAAAAUGCAUUAUCUGUAAACAGCAAGUUCACCAAGAUGCCAAAUACUGCCAUACCUGUGCUUACUCGAAAGG